AGUUACUGAGAAUAGAGAAGCUAUUCCUGAUACUUCUACUUUCCUAACUAAGAGUGACUGUUGUGCUUCAUUGGUUGCUGACAAAAAUGGCCAAACAGAUGACGAAAUUGAUGCUUUCAGAAGAGGACAUGAAAAAGACGGCUUUGAAGGUAACAAAAGUCUGGAAUGUGUAGAAUUUACUGGACCAAGCGCUGCUGCACCAGAAGUUGAUCAAUGUCAGGACCAUGAAAGUGUAAAAGAUGACCAAGUUUACAACUAUACAGAAUGCAAUGGCUCUCCUGAUUCAUGUCAGCAAGAUGGAAGUCAAGAAGCUCGAAAUAUUUUGGAAAACCUUCAACCGGAAAACAAGCUUCUGGCGAUGAUCAGGAGGGGAAGGUGACUGAGGACCAUGAAGAGACAUCAAGAACAGUUAGUUGGGAUGAUCAGAUGCCUCAUUAUCUCACAGAUCAUGAAAGCGGAAAUCCCUCCCUGGGAUUGGAUGAGUGCAACGACUCAUUAUCUGAAAGUGCAGAUAUAGGGCUCAAAGAUUGUUCUCACAAUCAAAAUCGGGAUAAAUGUCAUGGUCUAUUUCGUAGAAGAACCAGAAAGACACGCCUGAUCACCGAAUUACUGAAAGAAAGCAAAAUUCAACCACUGAUCACAUUGGAACAGAUUAUCCUCCUAGGAAUGCAAUAUCUGAACCUUUGGAUAAGACAAACAGUGUUGUGCAAGGUCAGGCAGUUUUCACAGAACUUGUGAAAAGUAGGUUUCGGGAUCAAAAGAGAAAAAGGAAGUUAACUUCAGACGAAGAAGGAACAGCCACGGAGCUAAUGACUGCAAGUAGGGAAAACAAUGAUUCACUAAAUGGCAGUGGAAGUGUCGAAGAUGCCAAUGUGCUUUUGCAUCCUGAAUCAAAGGACAGAGCAAAUGCUAAGAUGGUUCCCAGGAUUGCUAUCAAUAAUCAGACUAAGAACGGUAGUUUGAAGUUUCCUGAGAAGAAAAUGAAGAGAAACCUAGCGAUCGAAGAUUUGUCCCAAGCACCUCCGGAGAAAAUGUAUCCAAAAGUGUUCAGGACAAAAUCAAAGCAGGUCCAGCCAGUUCUACUCACAAGUCAUGUCUCAAAUUGGGUCGUUAUACACCCAUCACCACCAAAUUCAACUCCAUCCCUUUUUCUGACCGACUGGUGGAACCAAAUUAUUUUCCCCUAGCACCCUCCAGAGAUACAAGUUCAAGCAUGCGCAAGAAGAAUAACAAAACAAACAACGAAAAGCUCUCUCUGAUUGGUUUGAGUAAAAGCUCAAAAAGACAAUGUCCAAUUACUAGGACAGAUGCUGAAACAACUGGCCUCUGUCCUCCUGCUGUACACUUACAACCAGCUGAAGAUGCUUCUGUAGAAGGUGGGUUUGUUCUAUCUCUCAACAGCCAUUCAGUCGUGCCUGAUGUCAAGAGGAAUCGUCCUCUCAAAGUUGUGUUCGGGCAAGCUUCUUCAUCUUCUAAGGAUGAGGCAACUCCUAAAGAGGGCCACAUUGUGAGGAAAAAUCUAAAUUCCAGAUAUGCAGCAUCAAAUAUUACUUAUACUUGUGAAGUAGAUGUUGCAAAGGGAAUACUUACUGAUAACAACAGCAAAAAAGCUACAAAUGGGACGCCUCUUCUUAGUGACAAGCAAAAGAACCAGUUAAAUCUUGAUAGCAGCACUUGUUGCCGAAUGCCGCGAAUGGAUAUCUCAUGUACAAGUAACAGCAGGAAGACCUUUUGUUCUCAGACACAGUGCACAUUUACAAACCAUCACUUUGAUUGCGAAGCUGAGAAAUCAUCUGAACAAGGAACUUUAGAUGACAUACCGAUGGAAAUUGUUGAGCUCAUGGCAAAGAAUCAGUACGAAAGAUUCCUUCCCGAUGCUGAAAAUGCUGAACAACCACUAGAAACGACCAUUGGAUCAGGUGCUUCUCAAAGUGUAAAUAUUACCAAAGGACUUCGAAAGAGGGACUGGAGUUUACUGUUGAACCAUAAACAGAAACCUCACCCUAAAAGGCUAGAAAUCACAGGCAUAACAUGAGCGAGGAUCAUAUACCCACCAAGCAGACAUCUGUUGCUGGUUCUUCUCUGCCCAAUACGAUUUGUUCCAACAUGAAUCAAAUGGAGAAAAGUUGCCCACCUACUGGGCUUGGUGGAAUCCUCCAGUUCACGGAGCAGCCAUCCGGUGGGGUUGCAUUUUCUUUAUCGGGUUCCGGUGGGCAUAUUAGCAGUCCCUACUGCAGACGAAACAAGCGUAUGGUGGGUGUGGGCCUCGUGUCUGGUAGUGACAAAUCUUCAGUCUCAGUUAAUGGAGUUUGCAAUUCUGUUCCCCUGCACAAUCGAGGAGUGGCACAUCUAUCAGCCGCAACACCAAAUUGCAUGCCCUUUUCUUAUGACAUUCCACCGAAGAAGUUGACUUUGCCUACUAGGUCAGAUGAGUUUCUGCAUGGUUCUAGGACCCUGCCAGUUUUAGAUGCUAAGGGGGGUCAUAGCUCGAGGCAUUUGGGAGUGAAAGGUAUUGGCUUUGACAAGCAUAGGAAUAAUUCUUCCAACAUUAAUGCAGAACAAACACAGCACAAUAGACAGAGCGGGAUGGACCCCCAAAAUCUGUCAGGACCUACGGCGCUGUGUUCCAGUGAGACGAUUUCAGCAAUGCAUUUACUCAGCCUCAUGAAUGCGGGAACACACACAGUCAAUUUGGAUGGAAAUACUGAGCAGCAUCAACGACCCUCCUUUUCUCGUAAGUAUCACUCUAAGGAGAUUGUCGAGUUGGACUUUCAGUCAUACAAGCAGCCUUCUAACAGGAUGCAUCCAUCAUCUGAUUAUUGGGCUAAAGGUACCCUCAGUGAGCAUGUUUCUGCAGUUCCAACCAUUGAUGAGCCCACUCCUUUAUCUCAGCCUGAUAGAAAUUUCAUGGGGGCCACUGAGGUUGCGGCUCAGGAAUCACUGAAGAUGCACAAGAAAGGGAAGAAAAAGUGCCCUGAAAUAGCCACAUCAAAUGAAGCAUACAAUUACAGAUCACAAAAAUGCAUAUUCCCUGGUGGUAAUUUGGUCACAAAUCAUGGAUCGAAUCCAAACCUUGAUGGGCUUAGAAACUUCGUAGAUGCUCCAAAUAAUGUGGCCUUCCCUCUGCACUUGAAUGCAGAAAGUUCAGGGAAGGACAAAUUGGGGACGCAAGACAGAAAAGGAACCCUGCAUCCUUCACAGAAGGACUCUGAGGUUCAAGUAUGUACAGUUAACAAAAAUCCGGCUGAUUUUACCGUGCCAGAAGCAGGAAAUAGGUAUAUGAUCGGACGGAGGGACCUAAAAUUUGAGAAGAGAUAUCCCUUUCAGAAUUCACCAGGCGAAAUUAAUUUUGACCGCAAUCACCAGAAGAAGCAAAAGCUCACUGGAUCAAGUCGGUGCUGAGUUUAGGUCCAUGAUCAUUCCUUCCGAUCCUGAUGAGGUGAUGGUAU
Molecule: messenger RNA, 3449 nt
Organism: Eucalyptus grandis
Lineage: Eukaryota; Viridiplantae; Streptophyta; Magnoliopsida; Myrtales; Myrtaceae
Exons: 5
Coding region: 2032-3402 (456 amino acids)
Biological process (GO): negative regulation of DNA-templated transcription; shoot system development; negative regulation of flower development
Source: RefSeq, a predicted model, not a curated record